AUGUCAUUGCCACGCAUACCAUCCGAUUGCACGCUGCAAGUACCAUCGUGGGAUGACGAGAUCGAGCGGAAUUUCGAUUACAACAAUGAUUUGGAGCGUGACAAUGAACAACCGAACGCUGCUGCUUCAGGAAGCAGCCUGGAGCCGAUCAUCGUACCACCCGGAUUUGAUGAUCGAGAUCGUCGUAGAAAUGUGGACGAAGUGCAUCAGAGCCAAAGUAACAGCUCACUUGCGUAUCUUGAUCAGCUGCCCAACAGCGUCAGUGAACCCGGCCCGAGCUCUUCUGCUACUGCUGCUCAUCAGCAGCUAUAUGCGCCGUUGUCGAUGUUAGGUGCUUCGAACUCAUCAUCAUUGUCUUAUUCGGAUUCAUUCGGCCCAUCUGUGCCACCGCUGGCUACCGCUGCUACCGUUUCAUUCUCGCCUUCACUACCCGAAGAAGAAACAAGGCGUCUUCAUGAGAGCUCUCUGCUACCACCUCCAGAGCCUGGCGAAAGCGAGCAGGCAUCAAAUCGUUGUCAGUUCAGAAGAACAUUGGGGCCAGCAAUGCCCGAUCUUCUGCCAACAGUUGCUCAUUCAGGACCCAGUGAUGAUGAAGGCGAUAGGCAAGAAUUUUAUGGACCAGCUAUUCCAAUCGAUCUGUUAAAUGGACCAUCUACCUCGAGCAGGAGAGAUUUCGACGUUGAAAUGCCCGUCGAUGAUGAAGGUUGCAGCCGAGAUAACACCGAUGAUGGGGAGGAGAAGGAGGAAGUUGAUGAGGUCUUUGGUGAGCCAGAUAUUUGA
Gongylonema pulchrum is the source of this 780-nucleotide messenger RNA. NCBI's taxonomy places the organism in Eukaryota, Metazoa, Nematoda, Chromadorea, Rhabditida, Gongylonematidae. The record is from the annotation of a GenBank genome assembly.